AUGGAUAUCAGUGAGCCCAUUGUCUCUCUUUCUAGUGACGGUGGCACCACAGUCCCCAGUAUGGAAGCGAAGCCAGACUCCGGAGCAUCGUCGCCGAGUGUAGGCUCUGAUCGCAUAGACAAAGGCUCCUUCAGCCUCCUCUCUGAACCAACCGCCCCAAAUUCUUCGAAGGGAAACACCAAUGGCGUGCAGGUCCAAGGAUCCCAGCCGUACCAAUUCGAAAGUUCUUCAAGUAACUGGAACGUUGGACAAGGCCCUAACCCUUCAGUCCGCUCAUCUAGUCGAGCGCCCAGAAGGCUCAGUGGGAGCACGGCUGCAAGCUCCAUCAGUGAAGCUGAAGUCUCCGGAACACCGCACCUUGGAAGAAUUGGUGUCUGUGCAUUGGACGUGAAAGCUCGCAGCAAGCCUAGCCAAAACAUAUUGACGCGUCUUCAGUCCAAAGGUGGAUUCGAAGUGAUUGUCUUUGGUGACAAGGUGAUCCUCGACGAAGCUGUAGAGAAUUGGCCUAUCUGCGAAUACCUGAUAGCGUUCUUUUCUGAUGGGUUUCCGCUGGACAAAGCUAUCGCAUAUGCAAGACUUCGAAAGCCAUUUUGUGUCAAUGAUCUUCCCAUGCAGAAGGUAUUAUGGGACCGGCGUCUCUGCUUGAAGAUACUAGAUCAGAUGAGCGUCCCAACACCCAAGAGACUGGAGGUUAACCGAGACGGAGGGCCUACCCUGGAAUCCCCAGAACUCGCCGAGCAUGUAUAUAAUCUGACAGGAGUGAAACUCGAGGGUCCCAGUGACGGCACUGGUGGAGGAGCCUCGAGAACAAUGAACGUGAGGAUGUCUGACGAUGGCGAUUCUCUUAUUGUUGACGGCAAGGUUUUCAGAAAACCUUUCGUUGAGAAGCCAGUAAACGGGGAAGACCACAAUAUUCAUAUAUACUUCCCUAAUGACCAGCAAUAUAGUGGCGGUGGUAGAAGGCUAUUUCGAAAGGUCGGGAACAAAAGCUCCGAAUACGACCCCGACCUUACCGUCCCCCGAUCAGUCACAGAAACGGAUACAAGCUACAUCUAUGAACAGUUCCUGAGGGUCGAUAAUUCAGAGGACGUCAAAGCCUAUACAGUCGGUCCAGAUUUCUGCCAUGCAGAGACGCGGAAGUCUCCUGUGGUUGACGGACUCGUUCGCCGCAAUACCCAUGGAAAGGAGCUCAGGUAUAUAACAAAAUUGAGCAAGGAUGAAGCAGCUAUUGCUUCUAAAAUAUCAAAUGGAUUUGGCCAGAGAAUAUGCGGGUUCGACAUGCUUCGCGUGGGGGAGAAAAGUUAUGUGAUUGACGUUAACGGCUGGAGCUUUGUCAAAGACAACAAUGACUAUUACGACAGAUGCGCUGCUAUUCUGAGAGACACUUUCCUGAAUGAAAGGCGCAAACUCGAAGGAAUUAUUGAGCCCGUCGAUGCUAUUCCUGCUGAUUCUGGACAUUCUUGGAGACAUUCCAUGUCUCACAGACACACCCUGAAGACCCUUUUGAAAUCUCCAAGUGCAUCGAAGCUUCAUGGGAGCCAAGCCGGCCUAAGAAGUUCUGACACAGGCUCGUCUGAUUCCAUUGUUUCGCGACCAAUAACUUCAUCAUCCGCGGAGAAGGUCGACAAUGGAAACGGCCAUGCAGACCCUAGUGGGCUUGAUAAACUCGCGCACCCCAAGAUCUAUACUUCGCAGAACUCUAAGUCGUCAAUAUUACCAGUGGAUCUGCCUACCGAGGGCCUGCCGCCGCCGCCGCCGCCAGCUUCGAAACACUCAUGGAAACUCAAGGGAAUGGUAGCAGUCAUUAGACACGCAGAUCGCACACCCAAGCAGAAGUUUAAAUUUACGUUUCACAGCCAGCCUUUCAUUGACUUGCUCAAAGGCCAUCAAGAAGAGGUAGUGAUAAAGGGUGAGGCUGCAUUGGCAAGCGUUUCGGAUGCGGUCAAGGUUGCCAUGGACCAGAAUCUUGAAGAUAUGGACAAGUUAAAGCUGCUCCGAACGUCACUUGAGAAGAAAGGUGGCUGGCCAGGGACUAAGGUCCAAAUCAAACCAAUGUUUCGCAAGCGGAAGCCAGAAGAGCUACGCGGGCAGACUUCGUCGGUCCUCCCGACAUCCCCUUCUGAGCCACCGCAGCAUGAAUUACUUGUAUCUACGCAAGACCAGCAUUCCGCAGAAAAUGAUCAACUCAGUCGGCCUCAAACGCGGAGUGACUCGAUAUCCGGUGCAACCUUUUCGAGAUUCUCUGCCGCAGAAAACGACCUGAUCCUAGACAAACUCCAACUCGUGAUCAAGUGGGGUGGAGAACCAACGCAUGCAGCACGCUAUCAAUCGCAGGAUUUAGGGCUUAACAUGCGUGAUGAUCUGAAGCUCAUGAACAAGGAAGCAUUGAAUAAUGUCCGCAUAUAUACAAGCUCUGAACGAAGAGUGAGCACGAGUGCCCAAAUAUGGGCUUGCUCCUUUCUCGAUCAGAAGGAGCUUCCCGAAAAUUUCAUACAAGUCCGAAAAGAUCUUCUGGAUGACUCGAAUGCUGCCAAGGAUCUCAUGGAUAAGGUGAAGAAGAAGCUAAAGCUCCUUCUAAGGGAAGGAUCCGCGCCCUCGCAGUUUACGUGGCCGAAGGACAAUAUCCCGGAACCAUCAGUCGUGCUAGCUACUGUCGUUGAACUGAUGAAGUUUCAUCGGGAUGUCAUGAGACACAAUUUCCGCAGAUUUGACGAAUCAUCGUCUCAGCCUUCUGGGACAGAUGAAAUAAAUGACGGCUGCCCAUCCUUCCAGCCUAACACAGGAUGCGAAAAGCCUUCUUUGUCUUCCAUUCAAGGAAGAUGGUGUACAGGUGAAGAUCCCAUGCUUUUCAAAGAACGAUGGGAGAAGCUUUUUGCCGAAUUUUGCGAUACAGAGAAGGUUGAUCCCAGUAAACUUUCUGAGCUUUACGACAGCAUGAAGUUCGAUGCCCUUCAUAACCGACAAUUCUUAGAAUGGGUCUUUAUGCCACCCGAUAGCGACGAUAGUGAAGACGAAAAGCAUCAUUAUACCCCGAAGAAUACCAGACGAGAUGAUUCUGUCAGCCCUAACAAUGAGAGUGACAAUGAUAAAAAUGAAGAACAAACAGAAGGCUCUCUUUUUGCCCAUCGGUUCGGAUGGAAGAAGCGCAUGCAUGCAUUCGAACUAAUGCCACACUUCAGGGCACUUGAUGACAGUUACGACCACUAUUUCAAGUUAUAUCCAGGCUCCAGCUCAACGAAGGCUAAGAUUGACGGGAGACUUUCGAAACUGAGGGAGCUAUAUAAACUGGCCAAGGUACUCUUUGAUUAUGUGACACCGCAGGAAUAUGGGAUAACGGACACGGAGAAAUUGGAAAUUGGCCUCUUGACAUCCUUGCCACUCUUGCAAGGAAUAGUGAGGGAUUUGGAAGAGGUCCAGGCUUCGCCGGACGCAAAGUCUUUCUUCUACUUCACGAAGGAGUCACACAUUUAUACUCUUUUAAACUGCAUCUUAGAAGGGGGGAUACAGACCAAGAUAGCCAGGACUGCCAUUCCCGAGCUGGACUACUUAUCUCAGAUCUGCUUCGAGCUCUAUGAGGCCAAAGACUGUGAAUCUUCAACAAAUUCCUACUCGAUUCGGAUAUCAAUAAGCCCUGGUUGUCAUGCUUUUGAUCCACUGGACGUGCAACUCGAUUCCCGGCAUGCCAUUGGAUGUGCACCAAGGAGGAGCUUGACUGCCCAUCAGGACUGGAAAGAGGUUAUCGAGACCUUGAAGGCGAGAUUCGACACAGUAAAGCUUCCUAAGACAUUCAUCGCAGUGAACCUUAGUGAUAAGCACGGAUCACACUCUUGA
Messenger RNA from Aspergillus luchuensis, 3831 nucleotides. RefSeq names its product inositol polyphosphate kinase VIP1. The coding region runs from base 1 to 3831 and encodes 1276 amino acids. Gene Ontology annotation, cellular component: cytosol. The transcript has 3 exons. Gene Ontology annotation, molecular function: 5-diphosphoinositol pentakisphosphate 1-kinase activity; inositol hexakisphosphate kinase activity; diphosphoinositol pentakisphosphate kinase activity. Lineage: Eukaryota; Fungi; Ascomycota; Eurotiomycetes; Eurotiales; Aspergillaceae. The record is from RefSeq and is a predicted model, not a curated record. Gene Ontology annotation, biological process: inositol phosphate biosynthetic process; inositol metabolic process.